Messenger RNA from Gavia stellata (red-throated loon), 1723 nucleotides. It is a transcript of the gene CDKN1B, whose product is annotated as cyclin dependent kinase inhibitor 1B. Gene Ontology annotation, biological process: regulation of cell cycle; G1/S transition of mitotic cell cycle; negative regulation of cell population proliferation. The record is from RefSeq and is a predicted model, not a curated record. The transcript is spliced from 3 exons. Gene Ontology annotation, molecular function: cyclin-dependent protein serine/threonine kinase inhibitor activity; protein-folding chaperone binding. Gene Ontology annotation, cellular component: nucleus; cytoplasm. Lineage: Eukaryota; Metazoa; Chordata; Aves; Gaviiformes; Gaviidae. The coding region runs from base 12 to 608 and encodes 198 amino acids.
GGAGGGGGGAGAUGUCAAACGUCCGGAUUUCUAAUGGGAGCCCUACCCUGGAGCGCAUGGAAGCCAGGCAGUCGGAGUACCCGAAGCCGUCAGCUUGCAGGAACCUCUUCGGGCCGGUGAAUCACGAAGAGUUAAACAGGGACUUGAAGAAGCACCGGCGGGAGAUGGAGGAGGCAUGCCAGAGGAAGUGGAAUUUCGAUUUCCAGAAUCACAAGCCGCUGGAAGGCAGGUACGAGUGGCAAGCCGUGGAGAAGGGGAGCUCGCCCGACUUCUACUUCAGACCCCCCAGGCUACUGAAAGCUGUCUGCAAGUCCGCCGGCCGCCAGAGCUUGGACGUAAACGGGAAUUGCCAAACCGUGGUUUUUGUCGGUUCUCAGGGAAUCUCAGAGGACACUCACUGUGUAGGUCAAAAGACUGAGCUUUCUGGAAAUCAGACGGACUUUGCAGAGCAGUGCACUGGGCAGAGGAAAAGACCUGCCACCGACGAUUCCUCUCCUCAAAAUAAAAGAGCCAACACAACAGAAGAAGAGGUGUCAGAAGACUCCCCCAGUGCCAGUUCAGUGGAGCAAACGCCCAAGAAAUCGAGCCCGAGACGACAUCAGACGUAAACCGUUUAGAGCGGAGGAUGUGCUCGUUCACGGGGUGCGGCGGGCGGCGAGGAAGGGAGGAAGAUGUAAAGUCGUAGUGGAGACGAAAAUACAUAUCGCCGAUCUCCGUGGGAUGGAGGUCCUGUACAAGCACUGAAAAAAAAAAAAAAAUACCGAAAAAAACCCAACAACAGCAACAAAACGACAACAAAAAAGCGGCAAACAAUAACACUAAAAUUUUAGGCACUCUUAAAAGACCUGCCUCUAAAAGCAUUGGAUGUAGCAUUGUGCAAUUAGGUGUUUCCUUAUUUGCUUCAUUGUACUACCUGUGUAUAUAGUUUUUACCUUAUGUAGCACAUAAACCUUGUUGGGAGGGGGGAGGGAGUGGAAGAGGGUGACUGAUUGGAACUUGCUUUCACAAUCUAGCAAGCAAAAUGGAUGAAGAGAAGCAGUGUAGGGGUUUUUUAUUACUUAAAGAUGUAUUGUCCCUUUAAGUGGGUCCGCAGUGAUGGUUUUUUUCCCCCCCUUUUUUUUUUUUAAUGAUGUACCAUGGUGGUAACGCUGCUCAGAGCAGAUGAUCGCAGGCCGCUUGGGAAAUCUCUUCCUACUGCAUGAAGCUGAAGAGGUGGGAGCUGGGAUGAUUCCGUUAUGUAGUAGCGAAAGUCCCCGAUACCCCCCCCCCCCCCCCAAAUCCAUACGGGAAAUUUGUAAAAGUCACGUAAAAUCAUCCCGUCGUCGCAGUGCCUGAUUUCCGGGGGCUUUCUGGUGGUUUUUUUACCUAAUCUGAUGGGCUUUUUCUUUCAAUCUCGAAUAUUGUUGGUUUCUGGUCUGACCCACUUCCCGAAGUGUUUUGUGUGUGAGGGAAAAGGGAUACUACAUCUUUAAACAGUAUUUCUACAUUGCCUGUGUACCUGUAUGUAAAAAUAAAAAAAAGUUUGAAGUGUACCUGUGUACAUAACUCUGUAAAGACACUGAGAAAUUAUACUAACUUAUUUAUGUUAAAAGAUUUUUUUUUUUUAAUCUAGAAGACAAUAUUUUUCCCCAUAAAGCCAAAGUGGCAUGUUUUUGUGCAUUUGUAAAUGCUCUAUUUGGUAGACUUUUUAGCGGUUUUUUUUUUGUUUGUUUGUUUGGGGUCU